Nematocida minor is the source of this 912-nucleotide messenger RNA. RefSeq names its product serine/threonine-protein phosphatase PP1 catalytic subunit. NCBI's taxonomy places the organism in Eukaryota, Fungi, Microsporidia. The transcript has a single exon. The coding region runs from base 1 to 912 and encodes 303 amino acids. The record is from RefSeq and is a predicted model, not a curated record. Gene Ontology annotation, molecular function: protein serine/threonine phosphatase activity. Gene Ontology annotation, cellular component: cytoplasm; nucleus.
AUGCCAAUUAAUGCGCCGUGUGUGGACAAAAUUAUCGAACAGCUUCUUAAGGUACGGCACUCCAAGGCCUCCACGCCCAGAGUAAAUCUUACAGAGUCCGAAAUAAAGUAUCUGUGCAGCAAGUCCAGAGAAGUGUUUCUGGCGCAGCCAAUGCUUCUAGAAAUGGAAGCGCCCAUUAAAAUAUGCGGAGACAUCCACGGACAGUACUCCGAUCUUUUGCGAAUCUUCGAGUGCGGUGGCCUCCCUCCCGAGAGCAACUAUUUAUUCCUGGGAGACUACGUUGACAGGGGGAGACAGAGCCUCGAGACGAUAUGCCUGCUCCUGGCGUACAAGAUAAAAUAUCCUGAUAACUUCUUCCUACUCCGCGGAAACCACGAGUGUGCUAGCAUCAACAGAAUAUACGGAUUUUACGAAGAGUGCAGAGACAGAUACACCUAUAAGAUAUGGAAAAAAUUUACAGAGACGUUCAACUGCAUGCCUGUAGCUGCGCUAAUAGACGGGAAAAUAUUUUGCAUGCACGGAGGACUAUCCCCAGACCUGCAGUCUUUCAACCAAAUUCGAUCAAUACACCGGCCAACAGACAUCCCAGACAGCGGGCUGCUCUGCGAUCUUCUCUGGAGCGAUCCCGACAGAGAAAUAUACAAGUGGGGAGAGAACGACAGAGGCGUUAGUUUUACGUUUGGGGCUAAGAUUGUGGAAGAGUUCCUGCAAAAGCACGAUUUAGAUCUGAUAUGCAGAGCGCACCAGGUUGUUGAGGACGGGUAUGAAUUCUUUGCAGAAAAACGGCUGGUGACUAUUUUCUCAGCACCUAAUUACUGCGGAGAGUUUGACAACUCGGGCGCGAUUAUGGAGGUAGAUGAAAACCUGGUGUGCAGCUUUCGCAUACUGAAGCCACUUGACAGCUGCUCCUAG